GAAUAAAGACGCAGACGAUUUGCUAGUUUUUUGUAUCCCCCAAGCGUUUGUUAUAGAAAACGAGUUUUGUGUGUAGUCUACACGCCUACAAAACAGAAAAAAAAAUGCACUGGCUUGGCUGCUUGGCUCUAUUUGCCACUUUGGCAUUGGCCAAGAGAAUAGAUGACACACAUCCCCACUGGAAGAAGGUGAAGGCUGGACACACCUCAAAUACCAAUGAGCUUGAGCCAGGCCAUUGGUUUGGCAAUGCUCAAAGUUACAUUGAACAAAAGUUACAGCAACAACAAAAUCUAAAUGUGAAUAAGGCCAAAAAUGUGAUACUAUUUUUGGGAGAUGGCAUGUCGGUGCAGACGGUGACAGCAGUGCGUUCCUUCAUUAGAGAUGCCUCCGAGCAGGUGGCCUUUGAAAAGUUUCCCUAUGUGGGUUUGUCGAAAACUUUUUGUGUGGAUAAACAAGUGCCGGAUUCGGCCUCAACGGCAACAGGCUACCUAACAGGAGUCAAGGGUAACUAUGGCACCAUUGGCGUCAAUGCCCAAGUUCCCCGCUACGAUUGUGAUUUGGGUCAGGAUGAGUCUUUGCAUACGCAGAGCAUAGCCAAAUGGGCUCAGGAUUCGGGAAAAUGGGCUGGUUUGGUGACCACCGCCAGAGUGACACAUGCCUCUCCUGCGGGGGUAUAUGCUCACACGGCACAAAGAGAAUGGGAAAAUGAUGCCAAGAUCAAGGAAAACGAAUGUGAUGCAGACUUAAAUGUGGACAUAGCAAGACAAUUGGUGGAAUGGCCAGUGGGCUCAGAGUUACGUGUCAUUAUGGGUGGGGGAAGAAGAAAUUUCCUUAAUGAAACCGUUUUCGAUGAGACUGAUGUUCCCGGCCAUCGUCAAGAUGGUCGCAAUCUCAUUGAGGAAUGGAAGGCUCUUAAGAAGGCCCAGCAGAAGAAGGCCUCUUAUGUUUGGAAUAAAAAGGAUUUGCUAAGCCUAGGAGAUUUCAAAAAUACGGAUUAUGUCUUAGGGCUAUUCGCCUCUUCACAUUGCCCUUAUCAUGGGGAUUUGGAGCGACAAGACCUAAAGGAUGAUGUACCUUCACUUAGUGAAAUGACCGAGGCUGCCCUUAAGGUGCUGCAAAAGUCUCCCGAAGGAUUUUUCCUAUUUGUGGAGGGAGCCAAAAUUGAUAUGGCCCAUCAUGACACCAGAGCAAGAAGAAGUUUGGAGGAAACUGAAGAAUUUAUAAAUGCAGUGGAAAAGGCUUUGGCAAUGACCUCCUCCGAGGACACUCUGAUAGUGGUGACUUCGGAUCAUUCACAUACCAUGACCAUAAAUGGUUAUGCGUCUCGUGAUUCCGAUAUCUUGGGCUUGAACGAUGAACUCGCCGAUGAUGGUUUACCCUAUACCAUACUUUCGUAUGCCAAUGGCCCCGGUUAUGAGAAAACCUUCUCGGACAAAAAAGGUAGAAAAGAUCUCUCCGAUAAGGAUUUCACUGACCCCAAGAAAAAAUAUAUGGCCACAGUGCCUUUGGAAUCGGAAACUCAUGGCGCUGAUGAUGUGGCCAUUUUUGCCAAAGGACCCUUUGCCCAUUAUUUCAGUGGCAAUUAUUUGCAGACAAAUAUACCCAUGCUUAUGGCCAGAGCUGCACAAAUAGGACCAUAUGCCCACAAGUAGACACCUAAAGAUAUGGGGAGUGUCAUCCUGUGAUAUAUUUAUGUAUGAAAUAUUAAAGAAUUUUUUACCAAACA
Molecule: messenger RNA, 1726 nt
Organism: Stomoxys calcitrans (stable fly)
Lineage: Eukaryota; Metazoa; Arthropoda; Insecta; Diptera; Muscidae
Product: membrane-bound alkaline phosphatase
Exons: 3
Coding region: 105-1652 (515 amino acids)
Biological process (GO): dephosphorylation
Molecular function (GO): alkaline phosphatase activity
Source: RefSeq, a predicted model, not a curated record